This is a messenger RNA of Arctia plantaginis, 2733 nucleotides long. Lineage: Eukaryota; Metazoa; Arthropoda; Insecta; Lepidoptera; Erebidae. The record is from the annotation of a GenBank genome assembly.
AUGUCGAAACGAAGUAUUAUGUUUCAUCCAAUCAUAAGUUCCAUACAGCGAAUAGCACUCUAUGAAACAAAAGCGAGGUUUUACUUAAUUGGCUCAAACAACACUGAAACCAGAUUCCGUGUUCUUAAAAUUGAUAGAACAGAUCCAAGAGAGCUAAUAUUAGUUGAUGACAAAGUGGAAUAUAACAAACAAGAAAUACAUCAGUUGCUUAAUAUGAUUGGCUUUGGCAACCGGAAUGGCAGAAAUUCAGGGCUUAAUAAACUUGUAUCUGCGUUCGGUAUUGUUGGUUUCAUAAGAUUCCUUGAAGGGUACUACAUUAUCUUGGUGACGAAGAGAAGAAAAGUAGCAGGUAUUGGGUCGCAUAGCAUUUAUAAAAUAGAAGACACUGCAACAAUAUACAUUCCAGUAGACGGUAACAAGCCUCAACACCCAGAUGAACAGAGAUAUUUAAAAAUGUUUCUCGCCAUAGAUCUAUCUACUAAUUUUUAUUAUAGUUAUAGUUAUGAUAUCACCCAUACAUUACAAAUGAACAUGGCACCUCCUAGGAAGCUUGCUCCAGCGUUAUUUCCUAAACCUGUAACUGCUGCUGUAUACCAUUCCAAUUUAAAGUCAAACUCUUAUCAGGAGAUGGACGAGAAUUGCGAAUGUCACAAAUACGCUGAGGAUGAUGAAGAUAUAUUUCAAACUUGGAAGAGUCAACUGGAACAGAGGAAGAAAACUGGACAUCAACCUCAAAGAUUGGACUUUGGAGUUCGCACUGUUCCAGAAUGGCGAUAUGUAUGGAAUAGUCACUUAUUAUCAGCCGUACAUUCACACUUACAUCCCGAUUGGAUCCUAUAUAUAGUUCAUGGGUUUAUCGAACAAAGCAAUCUGAAUAUAUUUGGUCGUCCAGUGUACCUUACUCUUAUUGCCAGAAGAAGCAAUAGAUAUGCUGGAACAAGAUUCCUAAAGAGAGGAGCCAAUAUGCAUGGCGAUGUUGCCAAUGAGGUGGAAACGGAACAAAUUGUACAUGACUCCAUGGUAUCGUCAUUUGCAGCAGGCAGAUUUAGCUCAUUUGUACAAAUGCGAGGCUCAAUACCAAGUUACUGGUCUCAGGAUGUGUCCAAAAUGGUUCCCAAGCCAGCUAUAUCAAUUGAUCUCAGUGACCCAUUUGCUGAAAUACCUGGCAAACAUCUAAACAAUAUGAUGAGAAGAUACGGAUCUCCAUUAAUCUUUUUGAAUUUAGUAAAGAAGAAGGAAAAAAAGAAGCAUGAAUCUCUUUUAACUGAUGUGAUAAGCAAUUCGAUUAAAUAUUUAAAUCAGUUUCUACCUCCUGAACAUGCUAUCCUAUACUAUCAUAUGGACAUGGCAAGAGUGAAUAAGGAAUCAGAUGCUAAAGUUUUAGACAAAUUAUCUGCAAUUGCUCGCACAGCAGUACGCAGAACUGGUAUAUUUCUAAGUUCGCGAGGUUACGGAGAGGAGACGGGAGUGGAAGGGCAUCAGGGUGGUCGUCUCCAAACUGGUCUUGUACGCGUGAACUGCGUCGAUUGCCUGGAUAGAACAAAUACCGCACAGUUUGCUAUCGGCAAGUAUGUAUUGGCCCACCAGCUAUAUGCUUUAGGACUCAUUGGAGAACCAAAUAUAGAAUUCGAUUCUGACUGUGCCAGACUCCUUGAAGGAUUGUACGAAGAUCAUGGAGAUACAUUAGCUUUACAAUAUGGCGGGUCUCAAUUAGUCCACAGAAUAAAGACUUAUCGCAAAACAGCUCCAUGGUCGUCUCAUGGUAAUGACAUCAUGCAAACAUUAAGUAGAUACUACUCCAACACAUUCUCUGAUGCAGAGAAACAGAACACCAUGAAUUUGUUCCUGGGUCUAUUUGUUCCUGAUCAAUCGAGGCCAGCCAUUUGGGAGUAUCAAAGUGACUAUUAUUUACAUCAUCCAGAAGCCAUCGUAUAUAUUCCAAGAAAUAGAUCACUUACCAAAUGGUGGGACGACGAUGUGCUUCGUCACCUUCCCCUACCAUGCAACGAGAUGAAGAAGCUCUGCUGCGAGAUCAUCGGCAUGCACGGUGACAGUAGCAGUACCAUUGAGAUGGUGGACCCCUAUCACGAUUAUAAUAGACCCUUUGAGUACACCGUGCUGAUGGACUGCUUUGAAUUUAAGAUGUUCCACACGCUUAGAGAUUUAGCUCCAACAUUUUCAGAAAAUUUUAGUCCCUUUGUAGUUCGUGGGCGUUCCAGUGACCAGACAAAGCGGCCUACUUCCAAGAACCCUGUCAUCAGCGGCCGCUCCAGCACUACCUCGAAUAAUUCCAGCGAUUCUAAUGGCGAUUCGUCGUCUGAUGAUGAUUUAACCAACUCCACUCCAGCGCUGCGGCUCUCCGUACCAUCGCCAUUAACAGUAGUGGCUAAGAUUUUAAAGGCUAAUGAGAUUGACGAAACACCUCUAUUCCCCGCUAUAAAGCGCAUGAAUAGAAUAUCUCUUAAUGAACCCAGUAAACGGGAUAUGGUCAUGUACAAACGGUACGUGAACUUUGAAAGGCGCUCCAACCCACGCUAUAAGUCUGAUAUUCACGUGGUGAUGACAGUAAACAGCGCGUUUACAAUAGACAGCUCUGUAGAUGUCAUACCACCAACUGUGUCUAAGGCCUCUAGAGAAAUAUACCAAGACUACGUCCAACGGAACACUGGCCGAUUAAAAGUGAAGUCAGACUCAAUUGCUGCAUAUACAAAAUACGUUAAUUUUAGCCUGUAA